This is a messenger RNA of Hevea brasiliensis (rubber tree), 336 nucleotides long. RefSeq lists its product as uncharacterized. NCBI's taxonomy places the organism in Eukaryota, Viridiplantae, Streptophyta, Magnoliopsida, Malpighiales, Euphorbiaceae. The transcript is spliced from 2 exons. The coding region runs from base 1 to 336 and encodes 111 amino acids. The record is from RefSeq and is a predicted model, not a curated record.
AUGAUUUUGAAAGACGGGAGAGUGGGAAUAGUGGAGGAUGCGACGGCUGUAAUAACGCAAAUUGCGGGGUGCGAGGAGAGGGACAGGACGGGGUCGAAUGGGAGAAUAAAGGAGAACGCGGUUGCGGCAUUGUUGAAUUUGGUGAGUUGUGGAGGGGAAAGAGUGGUGGAGGAUGAGACGCAUUUGGCGGCGGCAGUGGUGGAGGGGAUUAAGGAAGUGGCGGUGAAUGGAAGCGCCAAAGGGAAGACUAAGGAUAUUGCAUUGAUGAAGGUGAUUGAGGGUGGAUCAAGCAAUUGGAGUAAACAGUUUGAUUAUUUACUUGAUCAAUCUUCAUGA